AUGGCGGAACCCAUCCUUGCUUCCUUGAUCCAUGGCAUAGCAUCCCUGCUUACGCAUAGAGUAGCCGACCAAGCCCGUCGCCUCCUGACCACAGGCCAGGAUGUCUGCUGGCUACGUGACGAGCUCCACAGCAUGCAGCUUUUCCUGCACGAGGUGGAGACGUGCAGCGGCGAUGGCAGCGCGACCACAGAAGCAUGGGUCCACCAGAUGAGGGACAUCAUGCUAGAUUCGGAGGACGUCUUCGAUGCCUUCGAUGCUAAUCAGGUGCGUGCUUGCAGCAUCCUCGGUAACUUGAGAGCAUGGAGCAAAGUGGAGGCUCAGAUCAGGCGCAUCAAGAAGCAGCUGAGCGACAUUUCUCGGCGUCGGUCUGAGUACCCAAACCUAACCAACAAACCAGCAGACUCCAGUGAUAACAUCAUUGGUCUCUUAGCCUCGUCUCCCCUAGUUCAUGACAAAGAUACUGUAGGCCUGGAUAGAGACCUGGACGCGUUGCUUCAGCAUAUUUUGGGUGAGGAAUCAGAGAUGAGCGUCAUGUCCUUGGUUGGCAUGGGUGGUGUUGGGAAGACCACGCUUGCCAAGAAGGUGUACAACCACCCAGAUGUGAAGAGGCACUUCGAUCGCAGUUCAUGGGUCUAUGUUUCAAAUAAGAUGGAGCUGCGAGGUGUCCUUCGUGAGAUGGCCAGGGGGCUGGUGAGGAUCCCCUCUGCCGAGGCAAACUCUCUCAGUGAGGGGCAACUCCAAGAACUGCUCUUGAGUGGCCUCAGAGGUAUGCGGUUUUUGCUUGUGCUUGAUGAUGUCUGGGAGAAAGGGCUCUGGGAUGUGAUCAAGCUGGUAUUGCCUAAGAAUGGCAGGAGCCGGGUCCUUGUGACAACGCGUAACGUUGUCGUGGCUGAGUCAGUUAUUGAUGCGAGAAGUGAUGUCCAUCGACUUCAGCCAAUGACAUUUGAAGAUUCCUACAAUUUGUUUUGUAGAAAGGCAUUCUUGACAGAUGGGGUAUGCCCUGAUGACAUGACAGAGACCGCUAAGGACAUUGUGAGGAAGUGUGUUGGUUUGCCCCUUGCUAUAGUUGCUGCAGGGAGCAUGAUGUCAAGGAAGAAAAAAACAGACACCGAAUGGACUUGUGUCUUGGAGAGUAUUCAGAAGGACUUAAGCAACGGUGAAAUGGGAGUCCACCGAGCACUCUUUUUAAGCUACAAAGAUCUUCCACACCCUUUGAAGCCAUGUUUUCUGCUGCUUUCUGUCAUUCCAUACGACUCAGAGAUCUCACGAAAGAAACUAGUUCGACUAUGGAUUGCUGAAGGGUUUGUGAAAAAGAAAAAUGAUGAGACACUUGAAACAACUGCAGAGAAGUACCUCAUGGAGCUCAUUAACAGAAGCAUGAUAGAAGCGUCGGUCGUUAGCAGCAGCGGGAGAGUAAAAGCAUGCAGAAUUCAUGAUCUUCUUCACGAUCUUGCCGUCUCGCUGUCUGAAAAUGGAAACUUUUCUGUCAUUUGUCAUGAUAAAGGUGCAAGCACUAGUGCUCGGCGCAUCUCAUUACAGACAUCUCAUGUGCAAUUCCACAAAGAACACAUGAAAAAAAUGCGAUCUGUUUUCAUGUUCAGUGGUAGUGCACCUGUUGUAUUGAAAAGCAACAUUGUUGCAAAGAGAUUUAAACUGGUAAGAAUUUUGGAUUUAGAAAAUGCCAAUGUGCUAAAACUUCCAAAAGAGAUAGGAGGACUACUACACUUGAGGUAUCUUGGGCUAAGAGGAACAAAAUUGAAGAAGCUCCCAAGAACACUGCAGAAACUCUAUCACUUGCAAACUCUUGAUAUCAGGAAGACUUGGAUAAGUAUAAUUGCAUUUCAAAUCAAGUGUUUGAGGAAUUUAAGAAACCUAGAGAUGAAGCAAGAUGGCAAAAGCAUCAAGGUCCUGACAGGACUUUCCCAGCUUGGUGAACUCCAAGUAUUAACUGGUUUGCAAGCAAGUGCAACUGUUGUUCAUGAGAUUGCAAGCCUUACUAAGCUUCAAAAGCUUGCUGUAGAGGACUUAAACAAUGAAGAUGCAGAAAAACUGUGUUCUUCAGUGAACAAUAUGAAAGAACUAUCAUACCUAUCCAUCUUCUCAGGUGAUGGCAUCAGACCUCUUGACAUUGCAACAUUGAAGCCUUCAUCAUGUCUACAGAAGCUGCACAUAGCUGGACCACUACAGAAAUUGCCAGAUUGGUUCACUCAGUUAGAUAAGCUUACAAAGCUACGCUUGAGCUUCUCAAAACUGGAAGAAGAUCCACUUUCAGUUCUCGCUCAAUUGCCAAAUCUGCUAUUCCUCCAGCUGAACAAAGCAUACCAGGGAAAAGCGAUGAGAUGCUGCUGUCCAGGCUUUCCAAACCUGAAAAUAUUUAUCAUAACUGAACUUGAGGAGCUGGAGGAAUGGGAUGUCGAUGAAGGAGCCAUGCCCUGUGUCCUGGAAGUGUGGAUCAUGUCAUGUGAAAAUCUAGCGACAGUUCCUACUGGGUUGCAGUCUCUUGCUACAUUGCAGAGACUGAGAUUGGUGGGCAUGCCAAGCUCGUUUACUGAUAGAUUGGGAGAACUUAGUGAAGAUUUUGUUAGGGUGCACAGACCGAAGUAUGAAGGUUGUAUCACAAGCUCGCGGCGUUGUUCAACUGUCCUUAGGCGCAUUUGUGCAUGCACACAAAAAAAUUGCAAGAAACACCAGUGGCGGCUCACCGUCAAUCCAAGGAGGGGCCUCCUCGCCUCAAAAGUGCGGGCCGUCCGGAGGGACGAGCGGCUCGCAUGGACGGCCUCCGCGCUGGCGCCCGGACUCCAGUCCAGCUGCACGAACAGGCAGGAUGCUGAACCCAAUUGCGCGGGGCGCUCCCUGCUGCAGUGCUGCGAGCGCGGGCAGCCUAGCAUCGCAGUGGAGAAUGCGGAGGUGGACGCAGACACGGAUGCCAGAGGCGGUUGGUGCUGCAAAGGAGAGGCAAACGCGCUGCCCAGGAACAAGCUGGCGCUCUACGAACAAUCGGCAUCCCCUCCCACCGCCACAACACCUCUGUACCAACCACGCCCUCCACUCUGGCGUCCCCAUGGCAUGCGCAUCCAAUCCACAUCUGCGAGUCAGUGUGGCACCACCUGCACCUUUGCCUCUAGGUUGGCGGCAACGAUAGACAUCUCUUCUCAUCAUUUUGUGUGCCUUCAACUGAACCUGUUCGUUCACCAUAUGAGUGCCAACUCCAAUGGGCGUGCUGCCAAUGGUACAAGAGCUGAAUCUGGGAGGCAGUCCUCACAUCUUAAGAGCAACGAUACCAAUGCUUCAGGACCAACAACAAAGUGUAGUUCAAAACAUACAAAUAACACCAAUAAGAAUUCUUCAGGAAAGAAUUUGACUAAUGAUGAUGAUUUUACAGUUCCUUUAUAUUACAGUCAAGAAAAGCUCACCCUAUUCCCUACCAAAAGUCUAUGUAAGAGUGUGCCUGCAAAAUAUUCUAGCACUGACAAGAGACUGUAUCAGUUAGUGUUUGGCUGA
Messenger RNA from Miscanthus lutarioriparius, 3501 nucleotides. The record is from the annotation of a GenBank genome assembly. NCBI's taxonomy places the organism in Eukaryota, Viridiplantae, Streptophyta, Magnoliopsida, Poales, Poaceae.